Molecule: messenger RNA, 2481 nt
Organism: Ambispora leptoticha
Lineage: Eukaryota; Fungi; Glomeromycota; Glomeromycetes; Archaeosporales; Ambisporaceae
Source: the annotation of a GenBank genome assembly
AUGAAUCAAAUUUCCCUUAAAAAUUUAAGAGAUUUAACUGAAAAUUUAAAAACUUCACUCAAAGUUGAUGAAGUUAAAGUUAGACAAAUAACUAAAACUGAACUAACUAAGGUUCUUCAAAAUCUACCCAAAGGAGUAGAUAAAGAAGAAGUUUUAAAAUAUGUUCAGGAUAUCACUAGUUCUUCUAAUUUCCAAAAAGAAGUUAAAGAAGUAGCGAUAGAAACCGUUUACGAGUUUUUUGAUAAAUUCAAAGAAGGAGUUUAUCAAACUAAACCCGAAAUAAACAAAACCCUGCUCGAAGAAUUAAAACCAGGAGGCGUUCUUUUGGAAAAAAUACACGAUAUUUUUGGACCAGAUAAAUUUUAUCCUGCUGAAGGAGAAAAUAUCCCACCAAGAAGAGAAGGAGUUUAUAAAGAUGCUCUUUUAAAAGGAGAAGAAAUUGUCGGUGGUGAUUUUACUAAACUCGAAGAAAACCGCAUCAAUAAAGCUCCUACUCCGGAAAAAAUCCAAGCAAUAUUAAACCUGAUUGAAAAGAUAACUGACGAAAAAGCACUUUAUCAAUUGAACCCUAAUGGCUUAAUAAAUAAUGAUAAGAUAAUUGAAAACUAUACUACUAAGGUAUUAGUGAUGGGUAAGGAAUACGAACAAACUACCACCCAUUUAGAAACUUUGAAGCAUUCUGCCGAAGAAGUUGAUAAAGUUCAUGAAUUCAUUAUUAAAAGAAUUGAAACGGAAACCAAUUUAGACAAAUUUCCAACUGAUACUGAAAUCCAAUCUGCUUAUAACGAAAAAAAAGUCCCUGAUACUCGUGAAAUCAAAGACAGCAAAACCAAUUACCAAGGUAUUACCGGAAUUGAAGUCUUAAAAAUUAACAAAGCUGCUAUCGACCAAGAAAUUACCAAAGUUGAUAAGCUAGUUAAGCAAAUUAACGCUUAUCAAUUUUUACGAGAUUUAGAUGCUAACCAAGCCAGCAUUGAUAAGCAAUUUAGCGAAUUAAAAACUGACUUCCUCCCUCCCAACAAAGCCCAACAAAUCACCAAAGCCAUUCAAAAACAACGCCAAAACCUUUACUAUUACCUAACUGAUCCCAAGGAUGGCGGUGGUUAUGAAUUGCCGAAAGAUAAAACUACCGCCGAAGAUAAAUUACAUAUUUCCCAAAAAGGGACUUAUUUAUUAGACUUCUUUUACAAAAAAAGUAAAGAUGCUAAGGGUUAUCCUUUUAAUCCUGACAAAUUAACCGACCCUAAUCUCCAUUUCUGUCAAAUUGGCACUAAAACGGUGAAGAAAUUCAUCAAAGGAGGAAUGAUGAUUAGCGAAGUGAUUGGAGGAGAUAAAGGCAAUGCCGGUCAUUUAGCGAUUGGAACGGGAAUUGGUAAAACCACUAAACUUAUUAACUGUUUAGUUAGAGGGGGUGAAAGACAUAUUAUUCUAGUUUGCCCGACUACGGGAUUAGGAGAAGUAGAAAUGGCUUAUUGUUUACGGGGAAAACCUACGGAAAGAGCCACCGAAGAAGAAAUCAAGGAAGGCAAGCACGACCCCGAAAUGAAAUCGCUUUACAAAAGCCAUGGGGCUUAUCCACAGAUUCCGAAAGAAGAUACCAUUGUCGUUUUUGACGAAGCCCAUUUUAAUGAUGCCGGUUAUCAGGCUUUACAAUUUGAAAUGAUUAAAGCCGGUUAUAAUUGUUUAAGAAUGUCGGCUACUUUUCCGGGAGCGGAAUUUUCUACUACCUCUUCUUAUCCCAUGAAAAGAGUAUUUAGCGGUAAAUUAGACCCCCAUAUGCCAGCGGGUUUAAUGAUUUACCAAAAUGCCGAACAAGUAGAAAAGUUGGAAAACUUACGGGAAGUUCCGGUUGGAAAAGUUAAUUUAGAAGAACGAAUUCAGACCGGAAAUACUUGGAUUUUUGGGAAAAACCUAGAACUAAGCGACGAGCAAAUCCGAGCCUUGGGUAAUAAUGUCUCUUACAUGGUUUAUACUCCCGAGUUUGAUGAAAACUGUGAAGAUAUUUCCCAUGGUCGCCCUAAGGGUUCCGCCGAUAACGUAGAUGGUAGUAAAGAAAUGGGUUAUACGCCGGGAAUUGAUACGGUAAUUUGUUUAGGAGCUACCGAAACUACUAAUUUAGGAAAAUAUUUCACUUAUUCAGAACCUAGCUUAGGAUUUACCCAAAUUUCUAGUUUAGUGCAACAAAUGGGACGAGUUUCUCGAAUUAAGUAUGGUUUAGCGAUUACCUUAACCAAAGAAUGCGGAGAAAUUGAUUUAUCCGAUAACGUUAGUGCGGCGAUGGUUAAAGCCACUUUUAAUGGAGAUACUAAACAAAUUAAAGAAAAAAAAUACGAGCAAAUUUACGACAUUGAUAUUUUACGAGGAGCCUUAGCCUACCCCGACCCCAAAACUUUUGGCAAAGCCCCCGAAGAGAUUUUAAUGGGUCUCAAAAUCACCAAAGACCAACAAUCUAAAAAAGAGAAAUUGACUAAAUUGGUAUGA